Messenger RNA from Cucumis sativus (cucumber), 3272 nucleotides. RefSeq names its product clathrin interactor EPSIN 2. Gene Ontology annotation, molecular function: phospholipid binding; clathrin binding. The record is from RefSeq and is a predicted model, not a curated record. NCBI's taxonomy places the organism in Eukaryota, Viridiplantae, Streptophyta, Magnoliopsida, Cucurbitales, Cucurbitaceae. The transcript is spliced from 15 exons. Gene Ontology annotation, cellular component: endosome; clathrin vesicle coat; plasma membrane. Gene Ontology annotation, biological process: endocytosis. The coding region runs from base 425 to 2950 and encodes 841 amino acids.
CUUUUUAUUAUUCCCUGCGUGCAGAUGUUCUAGCCGGCUAGUUGCGCUGUUUUUUUCUCUAUAGUCUUUCUUUUCCCAUUUCAUCUCUCUCUCAUUUCCACCGAUUCCUCAAUUUUCAAGAGGGAGAGAGAGAGAGGAAGAGAGAGAAAUCCCUCUCUUUCCUCUUCCAUUAACUGCGGCAUCAUACAAUUCUUCGCAGCUUCAAACGAAGUCCUGAACCUUCUUCUUCCAAUCGUCAGAUCCGGCUUCUAAUUUCCACCCCACUUAUUGCACUUGAUCCAAUCAGAUCUACUUCGACCUUUUUACUGGCUGAUUUUUGUGCUACAAUUUCUGGGUAGCUGCUAAAACAAGUUGAUUCAGCUACCUCUUUUGCGUCUUUAGUCUCGUGAAUUAGGGGCAUCUGGUUGUUGCUGUGUUUGUUAAGAUGAAGAAGGCCUUUGAUCAAACUGUCAGAGACUUAAAGAGAGAGGUCAAUAAGACCGUGCUCAAAAUUCCUAAAGUAGAGCAGAAGGUUUUGGAUGCCACUAGCAAUGAGCCUUGGGGUCCUCAUGGAUCCCUUCUUGCAGAUAUAGCACAGGCAACUAGAAAUUAUCAUGAAUAUCAAAUGAUCAUGGGAAUACUCUGGAAGCGGAUAAAUGAUACUGGCAAGAAUUGGAGGCAUGUCUACAAGGGUUUGACCGUUUUGGAGUACUUGGUGGGUCAUGGAUCAGAGCGUGUCAUAGAUGACAUCAGAGAACAUGCAUAUCAGAUAUCGACCUUAUCUGAUUUUCAAUACAUCGACUCCAAUGGGAGGGACCAAGGUAACAAUGUUAGAAAGAAAUCUCAAAAUCUUGUUGCCCUUGUAAAUGAUAAAGAAAGGAUCAUUGAGGUCAGACAGAAGGCUGCUGCUAAUAGGGACAAGUUUCGCAGCGCAUCAUCUAUGGGCAGUAUGUAUAGACCAGGUUCAGGAGGAUAUGAUGACCGCUAUGAAGGACGAUAUGGAGGCCGAGAUGGAGACAGAAAUGUUGAUUCUUAUGGGAGGGAAAGAGAUUAUGGUUUUAGAGAUGACCGUUCUGGCAGAAAUGAAGAUUCAUAUGGCCGUGAUUAUGAAGAACGCUAUAACAGAGAUGGUUAUAAGGAUGAUGAUUAUCGAGGAAGAAGUCGAAGCAUUGAUGACUACCAGUAUGGUUCAAGGAGCAGGAGCUCUGACAGAGAUGGAGAACGUGCAUAUGAUGAUGAUGGUCAAGUUUCUUCUCGCAACAGUGGUGCCAGACCUGACGAGCCAUCUCAGGUUGGAAGGCAGCUUGAACGUAAAUUUUCAGAACAGAACAUUGCUCCACCGAGUUAUGAAGAAGCUGUGAAUGAAUCUGGAAGCACUGUGCCUAGUCAAAGAGAAGUAGAAGCUCCAGCAACUACUGCUCCAAGAGCUUUUCCUCCACCCGUGCCCAGUACUCCAAGCCAGCAAACUACUCAUGGAACCACUGCAUCCCCGCUUCCCCAGGGAUUUGAUGGUUCUGAUGAAUUUGACCCCCGUGGUUCAGUUCCAGUUGCUCCAAAUGCCUCAAGCAAUUUGGAGGCAAAUUUAUUUGACUCAUUGGCCUUAGUGCCUGUUGGGCCAGUAACAUCAUCUGCAGACUCUGAGAGUCAUGUUCAGACAAGCUCUGCUGUGGGAUCCUUUACUCAAAAUCAGACUUUUGAAGAUCCAUUUGGUGACUCGCCUUUUAAAGCCAUAUCUUCCUCUGGUGUCCAAGAUCAAACAUAUUUUCAACGUGGGGAAUCAUUUUCUGCAGCAACUUACUCCACACCAAACGUCCCUGUUCAACCUCAACCGAAUUUGCACCAUCCUCGUGAAGAGACUCUGCAACAUCAAAAUAUUGGUGUACUGGCUGAUCUUCUCCCUCCUGAAACUUUACCCGCUGCUGUUUCACAGCCCACGUUUACAUCAAACCAACCAGUACAGCCAAAUUCUCAUGCUGCAUCUGGCUUGCCUGCACAGCCAAAUUCUAACUUGGGGAAUUAUCAGCAAGAUGGAAAUAUUGCUCCUGUGAAUUUUCAAAAUCAAACAGAACCAGGGAGAGAGUUCGGCAAUGGGAUGUUUGUGGCGCCGGGAGGAAUACCAGCUCAUGGAUCAUAUAUGGCUCCUCCAAAUGCUGGACCUAAUGCACAGCCCAACAAUUUUGGAACAUAUCAUAAUGGUUCUGCAGUUCCCGCAAGUUCUCAUCUCACGCUUCAAACUACAAGACCUCCCGCUCAUCUUCCUAGUGGAAACAACUUCAAUCCGCCACAGGGUUCAGUAGCUUCUCAAGUAUCUUACCAAACCUCAAAUUUUCCUGUGGUAAAAUCUGAGGUUAUGGGUAGCUUUAAUUCUCAAGCAGGAAACUAUACAUCCAUGGCUUCUCAGCAAAAUCCUCCAGCUGGAUCACUUUCAACUGCGUCCCAAGCUUCGAAUAAUAAGUUUGAGACCAAGUCCACAGUAUGGUCUGACACAUUAAGCAGAGGGCUUGUCAAUUUAAACAUAUCUGGACCUAAAGCAAACCCAAUGGCGGACAUUGGUGUUGAUUUUGAAGCCCUCAAUAGGAAGGAGAAGAGAAUGGAGAAGCCUAGUACAGCUCCAGUCGUAUCUACCAUUAACAUGGGUAAAGCUAUGGGAUCUGGUUCUGGGAUAGGCCGAGUUGGUGCUAGUGCGCUAAGGCCACCUCCAAAUGCAAUGUCAGGAUCCGGUUCGGGCAUGGGCAUGGGCAUGGGAAUGGGCAUGGGCAUGAACCCCAAUCCUGGCAUGGGCAUGGGGAUGGGCAUGAGAGGCUAUGGAGGUAUGAAUCAACCCAUGGGUGGCAUGGGAAUGAAUAUGGGUAUGGGGCAACAAGGAUUCCAAAUGCAGCAACCUCGAGCAAACAUGCCCGGUGUAUACAACCCGAUGAUGGGUGGUGGUGGUUAUGCCCCCCAGCAGCCACCUUACGGCAGUUACCGAUGACAUCUGACAUCUUGUUAGAGUUGUGGAAGAGCUUCUGCUUUGUUUUUCAGGUUAUAAGAUUAGAUAGGACACAUCACUAAAUAUUCAAAGAUCUGCAUCCAACCCAAGAUUUUAUUAUUUGAAGCUAUAUCUUUUCUUUUUAUUUUUCUUUUUCUUCCAAAUCUUGUGUUAGUCAUUCUUUGUGGGUUGAGUUCUGCUUUGAAUUUUGUGUGUAUCAAAUGAGGUCAAAUCUUUCUUAUCAUUUUCCUUCCACUUUCUUGUGAUUGUAUAUUUGAUUGAAUACAAAUUAAAGAAUAAAAUACGAUGGUGUAAGUUUGUCUCA